UAGUGACAAGUAUUGUGAUUUUGCCAGCUGUAUUUCUGACUACAUCAGUGGGGCAAUCUAACAACUGAAGUCAUGAAUUGUUCAUCAGGUCGAAACAAAAAGAGAAUUUGCUGCCUUGAACCGAAAUACUUAGCGGAAAAAUACCCAGAUUAUUCAAGUGGCUUUCUAAAAAAGACGCACUCAUCCAUGGGAUGCGACAGAAUUUUGACAACGACUUUAUUUCUCGCUGCGAUGUUGCAAGCACACACUGGAAGUUGCAGUAUUUGUAAAUAUGGUGAAAUCACCUACCGAAGCAAUCAAGCGGGACAGAAGGACAAAUGUGGCCCAUGUAUUGAUUGCCCAGAUGGAAUGGAACCAUCAAUUGCAUGUGGAAGUGUCGCCGAGUAUGGGACGCUUUUAGACUGUGUAGCGUGCAGGGAGGGAACCUAUUCAGACACAUAUGGGAAAGAACAAUGCAAACCGUGUGCCUUAUGCUCUGCCGGACGCACAGUGACUCGGAACUGCUCUACGACUUUGAACAGCGAUUGUGGUUCUUGUAAACAUGGUUAUUACGAGAAAGAGGUCGUUGAGGGUCUCAUAUACGAUUGCGAGCCGUGUUCUGACUGCUGUUGGGACAAUAAAGACGAAUUUGAGGAGCAGUGUAAAGCUCAAGGACUUCCGCGGCACCAAAGAUGUAAACUAAGAAACGCAGACAGAGACAUAUGAAAAAGUAUGGAAACGACUGGACAAAAAGCCGGAUAAAACAAAGAAGGGCGACUACAAAACUGUGGCAUCAGAGUUUUUGUUUGAAAAAGAGGACAUAUGGGAACUUGAGAGGGAACUUCACUCGUAUAGAUCGGGAAGUCCUUCU
Messenger RNA from Stylophora pistillata, 850 nucleotides. RefSeq lists its product as uncharacterized. The record is from RefSeq and is a predicted model, not a curated record. Gene Ontology annotation, biological process: positive regulation of JNK cascade; positive regulation of canonical NF-kappaB signal transduction. NCBI's taxonomy places the organism in Eukaryota, Metazoa, Cnidaria, Anthozoa, Scleractinia, Pocilloporidae. Gene Ontology annotation, molecular function: signaling receptor activity; protein binding.